AUGGCUACCGAGAAGAAAGAAGUUCAGGCUCUUGGUUCGACUGUCGAAGAACCUCUUGAUCUGAUCCGGCUCAGUUUAGAUGAGAAAGUUUUCGUCAAAAUGAGAAACGACAGAGAAAUUAAGGGAAAACUUCACGCUUUUGACCAACAUUUGAACAUGAUUCUCUCCGAGGUUGAAGAAACUGUCACCACUACAGAGAUCGAUGAAGAAUCGUUUGAAACUAUUUAUCAUCAGACCAAGCGAAAUAUCCCUAUGUUGUUCGUCAGAGGAGAUGCUGUGAUAUUGGUUUCACCACCAGUUAGAGCCAGUUAA
Auanema sp. JU1783 is the source of this 312-nucleotide messenger RNA. The record is from the annotation of a GenBank genome assembly. Lineage: Eukaryota; Metazoa; Nematoda; Chromadorea; Rhabditida; Rhabditidae.